Callithrix jacchus (white-tufted-ear marmoset) is the source of this 591-nucleotide messenger RNA. It is a transcript of the gene IL36B, whose product is annotated as interleukin 36 beta. The record is from RefSeq and is a predicted model, not a curated record. Gene Ontology annotation, biological process: cytokine-mediated signaling pathway; positive regulation of gene expression; positive regulation of T cell differentiation. Gene Ontology annotation, molecular function: cytokine activity; interleukin-1 receptor binding. Lineage: Eukaryota; Metazoa; Chordata; Mammalia; Primates; Cebidae.
AUGGCCAACUGUAGACAACCUCCUUCACACCAUCUGAUCUACCUUGUCCUCUUCACAAAAGGCUCUGAAGACAUCAUGAACCCACUGGAGGUAGCACCCAAAUCCUAUGUUAUUCAUGAUUCUCAAAAGAUAAUAUGGGUCCUGAGUGGAAAUUCUUUAACAACACUUCCUUUUAGCAGAAAUGUUAAGCCUGUUACUCUUGAUUUAAUAGCCUGUAGAGACACAGAAUUUGGUGAUGAGAAAAAGGGUAAUGUAGUUUACCCGGGAAUCAAGGGAAAAGAGUUCUGUGUCUUCUGUGCAGAAAUUCAGGGCAAGCUUAUUUUGCAGCUUAACGAGAAAAAUAUCAUGGACCUGUACAUGGAGAACAAAGCAGAGAAGCCCUUUCUCUUUUUCCACAAUAAAGAAGGCUCCACCUCUCUCUUUCAGUUAGUCUUUUACCCUGGCUGGUUCAUAGCCCCCUCCUCCACAUCACGACAGCCCACCAUUCUAACCCAGGAGAGGGGCAAAACUAAUAACACUAACUUCUGCUUAUAUUCUGUGAAUUUAAUUCAGCCUAAACUGUGGGUGGCUGAUUCCAGGUUAGAAAAUUAA